AUGAUAUACUGUAGUACGACAUGUCAAGGAAAAGGUGAAGAAGAAAUGGAGAAGGAUAACACUACCAAAGAAAUAAUAAGAGAAUUACAACAAGAGAUUAUAGAGAAGGAUAAAUAUAUUGCCUCUAUGAAAAAACGCUCAUUGGCUUUUGAGGAUGAUAUGAUUGAAAUUGAAAAAAAUUACAACGACGAGAUCCAGACUUACAAGCGUCAAAUACAAAAUAUAGAGCAACAACUAGUAUAUUUAUCCUCAAAAAACAGUACACUGCAGGAACUGUCAACCUCACUUCUGAUGGAAGAGCCUUCUGUUGCGAAUGAUAUUAGGGCCACAAGUUUCCAAAUGAAGACAAACGAUAUGUGUAAAAGCCAGCCGAUAGAACAUGAAUUCAACGAACAUCAAACAGCGUCGACUUUUGCCCACUGUGCAUCUAUCGUUUCCCCUAUACCCAAGUUAGACGGCGAAGUAGCAGCAGAAUCUGCAAGACAAACUUCAAAAGAAUUCGAUGAUGCACCAAUAAUCGAUAUAGUACCAUCUGGUGGAUCACCGAAACGUAAUGCCUCAGACAGCUGUCGGAAAAUCAUUAUAAUUGGUGACGAAUAUGCAAAAAGUUUCAGAAAAGUGUUAGAAUUAUACAUCGACAUGAUAAAGUUCUCCAUAAAAGCUCACGUUUAUCCACAUUUAGAGUUUGUAGAUAUCACAAAAAACGUAUUUAACAUCACAAAAUCUCUUGGUGAGAACGAUUUUGUAAUCUUGAUGAUCAACUCUAACAAUAUAAGUAACACCCCAUCCUUAAACAAAGGUUUACAUUGCCUCUUACCUCUCCGUCGAGUAACCAAUCUUAUUUUUUAUGCGAAUUGA
Acanthoscelides obtectus is the source of this 858-nucleotide messenger RNA. NCBI's taxonomy places the organism in Eukaryota, Metazoa, Arthropoda, Insecta, Coleoptera, Chrysomelidae. The record is from the annotation of a GenBank genome assembly.